CCUGCAGCCACUCACCUGGGAGCACCUGCCGUAUACCUGCCGCACAGGUAACCAGAUUCGGGGUAACUUAAACCGGCUAUGGCGGAUUCCCAGCUGCUGUGCUUGGACGAUGAGCAUGUCAACGAAAAGAUCCCGGAGACCAAACCGGAGUUUUACUACAGCGAGGAGCAGCGGGCCGCCCUGGAGCGGCUCCUGAAGAGCGGGGACGGAGCCUUCAAGAUGCGGCUGAAGGAGGACAACAUCAAAGACUUCCUCUCGGCCAGGGAGAUCAGGUCCCUCCGGAAAAUGUUCAACGAGUACGACACGGACAGUGACUCCGAGUCCGGGGACCAGGAGAAGUCUAAGGGGUCCUCCAGCGCGGACUCCGGGCUGCACUCCACAUACUGGCCCGAGAUGUCCGACACCGAGGUCCCGCCUCUGGACAUCGGCUGGCCGGGCAGCAGCGGCGUCUACAAGGGGGUGACCCGGGUGAGCGUGCACUCCCACCCGCCCAGGGGCCCCGGGCCGCACAUCAAGCAGGUGGUGAGGAGGCUCAUACAGGAGGCACACAAGGUGGUGGCCAUAGUGAUGGACCUGCUGACAGACCUGCAGAUCCUCCAGGACCUGCUGGAUGCCUCAUCACGGCGGGGGGUGGCUGUCUACGCUGUGCUGGAGGCCAGGGGAGUGCCCCACUUCCUGGAUAUGUGCACACGGCUGCAGAUUAAUGCAGUCCAUCUGCGGAAUCUCCGUGUGCGCAUGGUGAGAGGUUCAGGGCUGAACCUGUCGUUUGGAAAGCUGCCCGGGUCCCUGUGCUCCAAAUACAUGCUGGUGGACGGAGAGAAAGUCAUGUUUGGGUCUUACAGCUUUACCUGGACCUCCUCUCGGAUGGACAGGAACACGAUCACCGUGAUGUCGGGACAGAUUGUGGACUCCUUUGAUAAUGACUUUCGGGAGCUCUAUGCCGUGUCCGAGCUGGUGGACCUCUACCAGGAGUUCAACAUCACCAAGCCGCCAAUUUCUACGCCCAUCAGGAUGCCAAAGGUGGAGAGAAUCCAGCCAAUUCCUGUGUCCAUGUCUCGCUUUCAAGUAUCUGUCGGGGACUCUAGACAGGUAGACUUAAAGGUGCCUGCACAUAAAUAUCACAACCCUAAGUACUCUUUAGUUUUUGGGAACAGUACGGGCUUCACUGGUUCCCUACAAGACCUGUCGAGAGUCAGCGACUCGAUGGUUGGGGGGCCGAUCCAGAGGAACGGCCUGCAGAACGGCAUGCUUCAAAGCAGCAAGGACAAGGUGGACCCAGCCCCCCCCCAGAGUCCUGGUUCCCCUGCAGAGGACGUGGACGAGGAUGGAAAGGGAAGCUUGAAGAGAAACCAGCUUUUUGGAGCUAAGAAACAACGCAGCUCUUUCAGGCACUUCCUGAAAGGCAGAGGAGCCAAUCAGAGUUCAGAGACUAUAGAGGAAGGCGUGGUCACUCCUCAGAGCCAGUCCCCUGUCUGUAAGGUGCCAGAGCUAAAUGGCAAUGCAAAUACAAAUAAGAUGGAAGAUUCCUUUGAGAUUAUUGAGAAACCGGAUUUACCGAAACCCAAAAUCAAGAAGCCCUUAAAGACCCUUCAGAGAAGCAUGUCCCUGCAGACCAUCAACACAGGAGACGAAGACGGAACUAAAAGCCGCCGGCGGCAUCAAAAGAAGAAUUGCAUCCAGUCAUGAGAUGAAAAACAAGAGGUCAGUCAGAGUUAUGAGGAGCAGCAGAGGAUCUCCAGAUGAAACAGUAUGAGUCACAGUAUCUGCUUACCGUAACCAGGUGACACGACGCUCUCUGGCCUGGUAUACUGCAGGUGAAGUAAAGGAGAGGAGAGAGAGAUAUUGUAGCUCAACUAAUCAUGUGAGGAAAAAACUCCUCUCAGAGAAUCUAAACAUUGUUGCCAAAGUGCUAAUGGAGGGCGAUUUCAUUGCCUUUGUUUUUUUUUUUAAAUUAAAUUAUUCUACAGUUAAAGGGAUAGUUAAUUAUUUUUGAAGUAAGGUUUUUUGAUCUACUUAUCCACAGUCAUUGUACCUACAAUAGAUGGUGGUUGGCUUCAGGUUUGGAGAAACAGAUGGGAGCACCAGCUGAAAUCUAAGCAAUGUACUUCUUUGGACUGGGGUAGCAGCAAAACAUAUUUUAGACAACUAAACAAUUCAUAUCAGUUAAAUUGCAUACUAUAUUUAGAAUAAUUUAGCUGCUUUACCUUGCUGUCAGGUGGCCCUUUUCAGCAGGGUUCAGAAACUGUUAGAUUCAAAGCUACCAGACAUGGACAAAAAAGUUAAUUUGAACUUGCAAACCUUGUUGCUGAUCUACUGCUGCCUCGAUCAGUUAUUUUGUUGGUGUUUUUGUUUGACGAGGCAAAAACAACAGGAAGAGCAAAAUACUUGCGUACAAAUAUUUUGCAUAGAAAAUAUUCAUAAUGGCACCGAUUGCGACAGUGGUUUGACUUAGACUCAACUUAGAUUUGAUAGAAAAUGUUUUCAACUUGAAUUGACUGAAUUUGUUUGAAGAGUGGGCUUCUUAACACAUGAACACUGUGUAAUAUCUGUUUUCAUCUAUAUUUAAGAAGUGCAAUAUAAGACAAGCACAAGUUUCAUUUUUGGGCCAUACUCCAUUAUACUUUUUGAAUUUGCUGAGGGCCGAUUCAAAAUGGUCUGCGGGCCGCAUUUGGCCCCUGGGCCGUAGUUUGAACACCCCUGAUGUAGAGAUUGAGAUUUAAGAAAAACUUGGAGUGGUCUCUUGAAUUUUUCCAGAGCUGUAUUUAAAUAUAACAUUAUCAUUUUUAUUUUGUAAAAUAAUUUACAUUUUGUUUUACAACAAUUUCUUUCAUGGUGCAAAUGAAAAAAACCUAUGUGUUAAGGCCUUAAAAAUGUAAUACAGUGUGACUGUAGAUAAGUUCAUCGCUCCACCUCACUUCAAAACAUCCAACUAUCCCUUUAAGUGUUUUCUUAUAUGACAUGCAUGAACCUGGUCACCACAGAGCAGCCAAGGAUUAUCACACCUGGUUGCUAUGGAGACAGGAGAAGUGAUCAGAUGUGCUGUUUGUCACCGAGUGUUGCCUUUCGGACUGAGGAGCCUUAGUAACAGAAUAAGUGUUGAUCAGAGAGCAUCGUGCAGGCGGUGAAUGAUGUACGCUGUGUUGAGUUCAGCGGUGCAGACACACGCCUGCUCGGCUUCCUGCAGUGUGAGGACUUUGUUUGUUUACACUUUGCUUUUGUUCACUGGCAGAGACGAUAAUGUGAAUCCUUGAGGAACUAUUUGAGAAGCAAAUAAUCCUAAUUUUGUAGCAGAGAUUGAAUAAAAGACUUGAAAAAAAUGGUUUGUGUGUGAAUUAAGAUGCCAAGUCAGAUUCAAACGUGGGGAUAUCUUUCAAAGAAUGCCAAAUAAUGUAAUAAAAGCUUAAUCAGAUUGUUCAUUUGACCCAAUAUGACACAUUUCUAAGUUAUAUUCUGUUGCAUUACUUUAAGCUCUAAAUCCUGCUUAAUGGUCUCCCUGAAAAGAAAAUACUUUAGGUUUCUAUCGUGCAUUUUGCAAACUACACACAAGAAAAUGUUUCACUUUUAGUGCAU
Messenger RNA from Trematomus bernacchii (emerald rockcod), 3570 nucleotides. RefSeq names its product family with sequence similarity 83 member Fa (gene sack1fa). Bases 79 to 1686 code for a protein of 535 amino acids. Lineage: Eukaryota; Metazoa; Chordata; Actinopteri; Perciformes; Nototheniidae. The record is from RefSeq and is a predicted model, not a curated record. The transcript has 5 exons.